Messenger RNA from Synchiropus splendidus (mandarinfish), 3456 nucleotides. It is a transcript of the gene shisa6b, whose product is annotated as protein shisa-6. NCBI's taxonomy places the organism in Eukaryota, Metazoa, Chordata, Actinopteri, Syngnathiformes, Callionymidae. Gene Ontology annotation, biological process: regulation of AMPA receptor activity; regulation of short-term neuronal synaptic plasticity. Gene Ontology annotation, cellular component: AMPA glutamate receptor complex; dendritic spine membrane; postsynaptic density. The record is from RefSeq and is a predicted model, not a curated record. The transcript has 10 exons. Bases 328 to 2349 code for a protein of 673 amino acids.
CGUCCCCUCACUUUCACUGAGUCAGACUGAGAAAGACUUCCCUGCGGGAAUCCUCACAGAGUUCAGAGGUGAUCUGGGUUCAGCACCACGGACAGCGACUCGCAGCGGCUCCCGCGCGCCGCCCUCAGAGCUCUCAGUCCGGGGUUCCCUCCUCGCACCCUCCGCUGUCAAGAUGGUGCUCCACCACCGCCGACCUUCGAAGCGCUUCAUCUGGGUUUAGUUCGGCCAGAGCACAGCACCAGCUGUAGACAUGUCAGUGACCACACAAACUUCCAUUCGGAACCAGAGUUGAAGAGCAUCUCAGAACCAGAAGAUCGACAAACGACCAUGUGGAUCGCAAACCUGCUGCUGCUGCUGGUUUAUCUGGACCCUCUCAGCGUGCUCGGUGCCGCCCCGAAGAAGCCCAAACAGCCGACCAAGAAGCCUGCCAGGACCACCCCGGUGCCCACGGUGGUUCCGCAGAAGACGCCCGCUCCGGCUCCGGUCAGCACCCAUGACACCUGCCUGGGCUACUACGACGUCAGCGGGCAGUAUGACAAGAUGUUCGAGUGCAACAACACCGACCAUCGAUACUGCUGCGGGACCUGCUACCUGCGGUUCUGCUGCGAGUAUAAGAAGGACAGACUGGACCAGAAAGCCUGCAAAAAUUACCAGACUCCGGUGUGGGUGCAGACGGCGACGCCGUCCCCGAUACCGACCGGUGAGCCGUUCGAGUCGUACAUGGACCAGACCAACACCGCGGUCUACAUCACCUGUGGGAUCAUAGCCUUUAUCAUCGUGCUGGGAGUGUCCGUCAAAGUUGCGUACGACAAAGCCACGGAACCUCCACAGGAAAUGAAUAUUCACAGGGCCCUGGCUGAUAUCUUAAGGCAGCAGGGGCCCAUCCCAAUAUCCCAGUACGACUGCGAGAAUUUUGCAGCCAUGAAUGGCUCACCCAAAGACAACACGCCGGUCAGAACCUCAUCCAAGAAUCACUACACUCCAGUCCACAGCUCCAAAUCCAAUCACGGUCUUCAUUACGGAAAAGAAAGCGUGAGGAGCAGCGGCGGCGCCGACCUCCACAACUUCAUCUCAUCUGGCUUUGUGACGCUUGGUCGAGGCCAUCAAAAAGGAGAAAAACAUUGGCCUUCCCGCUCCCAGAGUCACCAUGGUACCCAUCAGCACAACUAUAACCAUGUGGCUUUAGGUAGCCCCACACGCACACCUAAAAAUGCUCACCGAUCUUUGCGACGUGAAAGCAAUCGGAUAAGCGGCAUCCUGACCUCGCAGACGGAGCCCUACGACCUGUCUUUCUCACGCUCCUUCCAGAGCCUGUCUCACCUGCCACCCUCCUACGAGGCGGCCGUCAAAGCCGACCUCAACCGGUUCUCGUCCCUGAAGAAACUCACAGAUAAAGAAGUUGACGAUUACUACACUCGCAAGCGCCACCUGCCAGACCUCGCUGCAAGAGGCACUCUUCCCUUACAUGUUCUGAAAAUGAGCCAGGACCAACAUAGGGAACCGCAGCAGCCGCAUCAGAGCCAGCCGCCACAGUCCACCAUCUCCCAGGCGCCUUCUCAGUCACAGUCCUCCCAGCAGCCAUCCCAACAAAGGCAGAGGCCCCGUCGAGUUCAGAGGGCUAUGUCGCAAGACCGUGUCUUGUCCCCUCAUAGGACCCCACAGCCUGAUUACAACAUGUCAUCCAACGGCGUGUCCCCGUACGGGGGCCGGAUUCUCUCGGAUGAACAGCUCCUGUCAGCCGAACGCCUUCGAUCGCAGGAACGCCUCCUUCCGCAGGACCGCUACACCUCGCAAGACCGUCUGUACUCCAAAGACCGAGUGUACUCUAAGGACAGAUUACUGUCCCAAGAUCACCUCUAUCCUAAGGACCGCCACUACUCUCAAGACCGCCUCUAUUCACAAGAACGCCUGUACUCACAAGACCGCCUUCUGUCCCAAGAUCCACUGCUCUCGCCUGACAAACUGAUGAUGUCACUGAAGCGCGGCAUGGUCAGCAGCAUCUCUGGUGGGUUUUACGGCAGCGACAAGUCAAUGUCCCGAGCCAUCUCCCACACAGAUGUGUUUAUCCCAACCACGCCCCUUAUGGAUCGCUACAAGAUGACCAAAAUGCACUCUCACCCCACUGCUUCAAACAACAGUGGCGGUGGAGGAGGCGGUGGCGCACAGGCCAGCGGGAGCACACCGCACUCCAACACGCUAGCAUUGAACCAGACUACUUCUAAAAGGCAAGCAUUUGCCUCUAGACGGACUCACACUGUGGAGCAGCUCCACUAUGUCCCACAGCACCACCAGCAGCCACAGCAACCACAACACUACCGCACAGGGAGCAAGACUGAGGUUACUGUGUAGUAUCAGCGUGGGUCCACCAGAGCCUCACAGAGAGAUGGUUAGUGCCGGGCUCGGGUGGUGAACGACACACUGGCCUUCUAUUAAAGCAAACAGGUUGGGAAUUCACUUUCUUUGACUGAGGUUCCUGCAAAAUCCACCUUUCCAGGACCAAGAUCAUCCAUUAGCUUACUGUAAGAGACCGGGACAACAAGCGACACUGUACAAUACAUACAGAGCAUCAUGGAAGGGGGACAUGUAGUAUUUUCAAGCUUUUUGGUCAACUAUUAUUUCCACCUUCUUAAUUGUUUGAAUUGUUUUCUGUGCAUUUUAAAAAUGAAACAGCAACUGUGUGUUUUCAAAACCUUUCUAUACGCCCUUUGUCCAAUAACUCAACUCUGUGACCUUUACUGACGACUCUCAAAGGGCUUUGCAUGGUUGAACUAAAUACCUCCUGUGGUGCCGCUACAGGUGACGAACCAGAACUUAUAAAUAUAUAGAUACAUGGAUUCAAAGCGACAUGCUCUGCCCAACUCACAGCUCUGUAGAAUCUCAUUGAGAGAAACUGAAAUGGAUGUUAGCACUCGCGACUGGUGCCUCUGUCAAACGGUCCAUUUCCGAAAAACAAUCGGUUUUGUGGGUUAUAAAGCACAAUCAAUGAAAAACUAUAUAUAUCUAUAUGUAUGUUCUUUUUUAAGUUUCUGAAUUGUGAUGGCUAGCUUGUUUUGUUAUCAAAGCAAUGGCAGAAUUUUUAUUUAUUGCUUCAAGUAGACGAUUGUAAAUAAGCUAAUUUAGAAGCACUAACAUGGGAAAGUCCGAACUGAACGGGACCGACUUUCUAUUAGUAUGUUUUCAAUAGAAAAAAAAAAAAUCAGCUAUAAAUGAUCACUGUUUUGUGAGUUCAGAAUAGAAACCCACUUAACCAAGUAUUUGACAGGAUCAAUUAUUACUAUACUGUGCGUCUUUGCAAACCGUGGGGGAGGAGGAGUGAAUGAAUGUUUUGUUAAUAGCAGAUGUACCACUGUUCAUACUUGGAUGUAGACUGUGUUCCAUUAACAUCAGAGGAAUUGAGCUUCAUGAAAUGGAUUAUAAUGUUUGUUAAAGAAGGGUCUAAUAAACAUCCAUAUUUUU